This is a messenger RNA of Triticum turgidum subsp. durum (durum wheat), 360 nucleotides long. The record is from the annotation of a GenBank genome assembly. Lineage: Eukaryota; Viridiplantae; Streptophyta; Magnoliopsida; Poales; Poaceae.
AUGCCGAGUGGCCAUGUGGUACACGCCGUUGACACCUUAUUAAUUUCUCUCCACUCCAUGGGGAGAAUGGAAGGCGUGUGGGGGAAAGACUGCCGGGAGUAUAACCCGGAUAGAUGGCUCUCAGAGGAUGGCAAGAAGCUGCGGUACGCACCGUCUCACAAAUUUUUGGCAUUCAGCUCGGGCCCGAGGCUGUGCCUUGGCAAGGACGUCUCAUUCAUGGAGAUGAAUACCAUUGUUGCGGCAAUGGUGUGGAACUUUGAUGUGGAAGUGGUUGAAGGGCAGAGAGUCCAGCCGAAGAUGUCUUGUGUGCUGCCGAUGAAAAAUGGACUCCUGGUGAAGUUGAAGAAGCGAGAAAUGUAA